UAUGAGACUAUGAACCUGCUUUCAGAACUCUGGGUUUCCUGUCACCUCCCUUGUUAUAGGAGGGUAAGGCAUAAUGAGAGAGAGAGAGAGAGAGAGAACGAGAGAGAGAGAGAGGAACCAAGUGGGGUGAAGCAUUGUGGCUUUCCUGUUCUUUUUUUUUAAACAGAGCAGCAAAGUGAAGUCGUCCAAAUAAAAAUGACAGUUAUAGCAUGUUAGUACUUGAUAACUAAGCAGGCACCUUCUUGAGAAUUUAUGCCUCAGCAACGGCAGAGCUGGGCCUCUCACAUCUUGAUGAACUCACUUCAGGCCUGCCCUAGAAAGCCAAAGGUGAAAUCUCUUCAGAUCCAAGAAAGCUGUCUGCAUGUGAUUCAAACCAAGCAGUGAAAACACAUAAAGUAAAGUGCUGUGCAUUGCCCUGGCUUGUACAGUCAGUAUGAUAACAGGAUCUGGCAAAUCUCGCUGUCCACAUAGACCUCAGUAUGAAAGUUAUGAAGAAAAGUAUGAACGCCGACAGGAAAAGCGUGGAAACAUACGCAGAAGGAAUAAUACAACCAUGUGCCAUCUUGUGGGUAAAAACAAGAGGAAAGAGGCCAAGGAGCCUCUUCAAAGUCCCCGACAGAAAGAGUUUCUCCGAAGAAGGAAUUUAGUAACUGAAGAGCUCAAAGGGGCAGAAGUAUGCAUGUCUUCUGGGAUAGAGGCAUCACUGGUUUCUGAGAACAGAACUGGAGAUGUGGGAGAAAGAUCAUCUUGGACAAAUCUGAGAUUAUCACCUACCAACCAGGAGACUUUGAAUAACCCUACUGCCCAGUUUCUUACCCAAUUUGUGCUGUGUGAAUCCUACAAUACAUUUGCAGAUGGCAACUUGGACUCCUCACCCAAAAGCAUGCUUACUGUAAAAGUUUCCAAAAGCUGUAAAGGUACACAAACUACAACCGAAUCAAGUGCAGAAAAGAAAAACUCAGGGCAACAGACAGACUGUGGAAUCACAGUUUUAGAUAAGGAAAUUAUCCAACUUUCUAACUACCUCAAGGAGGCGCUACAUCGAGAGAUAGUGCUAAAGCAGAAGAUGGUGAUUUUACAGGAGCUUCUAACCAUGCUGCUGAAAGCAGCUGAACAAUCAUGGAAGGGUCAGUUGAAUGAAGACAAACUCAAGUGCAGACUGGGUGCAUUGGAGAAUCAACUACAGAUCUGCUCUGAGAAUUAUUCAAAGAAGAACUUAAAGAAAAUUAUCCUGGAGAUGGAAGAUCAAAAGAAGAACUAUGAGCAUAAAGCAAAAGAAUCUCUUCAGAAGCUGCUUGAGGAGAAACUGCAAGCAGAAAAGCAACUCCAGAAUGCCCAGAGAGCCCUCACUGUUGCAGAUGAAGACCUCACCCUCUGGAAAGAACACUACAAUGCAUUAAAAAACAACUGGAGCCAGCUGAUGGACAAGCAUAGUGAACUAGAAAACAAACUCCAUGUCUUGGAAGAUAAACUGAAGUGGUCAGACACCCAGAACUCUCAGCUGGACCAGUCCCUGCAGAACUUGGAAAGCGAACGUGCCAGUCUCUAUUCAAGAAUUGAUCACUUGCAAGAAGACAACAGGUUCAUAAUGGAAUGUCUCAAUGCAGCAGAAGGCAAGCUGCAAAAUGAAGAGAGGCAGAAACUAGCACUGGAGGCAACAAUUAAACAUUUCUGCAAGCCAAGCAGAGUCACAACGGAGAAUCAAGUCCUCAGCUCAGCCAGAGCCAUACAGAAUUCCCAGCCAGAGGAUCAUGAGGUGGGCAGAGGAAGCACUCUGGAUGAUCAGGCACAGACGAGGAUAACCCCAUUUACAGCUAAGGAAAAAGAGACCACAGAUCUCCACUGUGACCUACAGGUCAUGGGUGACAAGUAUCACAGCUGCUUCACCAGGUUACCGCAGUGUCGGGAUGAGCUAAAUCAGCCUCAGGAAAAACAGGUCCAGAGACAACAUGAUCAAUGGAUCCCUGUCCUCAUGGUAAUAAUAGCAACAGCUCUGGUAUCUUACUUAGUCAACUUUAGACCCUGAGUAUACUUUCUGUCCAGUUUUGCUUACAUUACUGACUUUGCAUUCUAAGUUAUCUACAGAAGGUGUGCAUUUUUAACAGAACAAAAUGUAAAACAGUUACAUUUAUACAGUUUAUUUAUACACUUAUACGGUUCUGAACUGCAUAACCUGCUAAAGGAGUUUGUUUGACUGCUUGACUUCAUUUUUUUUUGGCUAUUUUUUAUUAUCAAUAAAGGCUACAUUGCAAAA
Messenger RNA from Varanus komodoensis (Komodo dragon), 2254 nucleotides. It is a transcript of the gene TRAF3IP3, whose product is annotated as TRAF3 interacting protein 3. The transcript is spliced from 16 exons. The coding region runs from base 434 to 2026 and encodes 530 amino acids. NCBI's taxonomy places the organism in Eukaryota, Metazoa, Chordata, Lepidosauria, Squamata, Varanidae. The record is from RefSeq and is a predicted model, not a curated record.